CGCCACACAUGUUGGUGGGAGGGCGUGGCCAUCAAAAAUGCUGGUGGAGAAGGCGCCUAUCAGCGGCGGAGGAGGGGGAGGCGUGGCCUCGGAGUGCGGCGAGGAGGAGGAGCUGGAGUGCGGCAUCUGCUGCAUGCCUUACGACCGCUGCGGCCGCGCGCCCCGCCGCCUCGGGGCCGCGCACGGCUCGUGGAAGCCCUCGCGCUGCCGCCACGUGAUGUGCAGCGCGUGCGUGUGCCGGCUGGCGCGCGAGGGCUGGUGGGAGGAGGUCACGUGCCCCUACUGCCGGGCCGUCACUCCGCUCCGCGAGCGAGGCAACCCUCUGGUGGCCGGCGUCAGGCGAGGCAGCGGCGGGGCCAGGAGGCGCCUCGUCCUGCCGCCCAUCGACGCCGAGCUCUGGCACCGCGUCGUCCGCCUCCAGGAGGGGAAAGACGGCGCGGAGGCAGAGGCAGCGGAGACGAAGGACGAAGAGGAGGAGGAAGACGAGGAAGGACAGCAAUGGCGGCUGUGGCGAGCCUUCAAGCGCCUCCUCAAGGGCGAAGGGAGCGCUGCGCAUGCGCGGAGCCGGAGGAGGGGGCGUGGCCGCAGCAACUCGCUCCCCAUUGGACGGCGGCGGAUGCCCGUCAACCGUGAGUGGCCCUCCCUCGCCCUCUCCCUCCCCGCCUUCUUACGGCUCUGAAAUGAAGGACUUGGCUCUCAUGACUUGUUACAUCAUAUGAAAGAACGUGGAAGGCUUGAAUCAACAACGCUUAUGACCUGCGCCUUCGGGAGAAUGUAACCUGCUUGGCAUUUACAAGCUUUGGGGAAGCUGGCCCUUGGCGACACCCAGAGCAUUCUUUCCCCACAACAUGUGCAGGAUGAUGGAGGCUGAUGAAACUCCUGCCCUGGUUAUUGCCCAUGAAAGCACUUUGCUGCCCUUGGAGUCGCUGUUCUUUAGCCCACAGGCUCAGAGGCUGCAGAUACGUGGCCCAAGAAUCUCUUUCCUGCCCUGAUCCAUCCCAUCUGCCAUGUGAAAUGCAGCACAAGAAGGGAGAGGGAACGGAAAGAUUUAACGUGUCGUGUCCAGUCAUACAAGAUGCUACUUGGUUUCUCUUCCAAGCAGAAUUGGGAGUAUUUCAGUGGCCUCUUUGCAGACCGUUUGUCGUGUCUGUGUCUGUGUCUAGUUUUGCCCCUAUUGAACAUCUCUGUUACCUGUUCAUAAACAUAUGGGAAAGCGUCAAAAAGCACCUUCUCAUGCCCAUCCUGGUAAAAAUAGAGACAGAUGUGAUAUGAUUUGUAUGUUUGAACCAAGUGAACUUUUGUUUCUGAUUGUAAAAUCAUUAUUUUUAUUAUUUUUAUUUUUGAUACAAGACAUUCCUUGUUUUGGGGAGGAAACAGAUAGGAAGAGGUAGAUCAUCCUUGAGUUCCCAUUUGUGUGUCUAAUCCUGCCUUCGUUACUUCACCCUUGGAGGGAAAUAAUGUUUUCCCUCUGCAUUCAGAAAACAUAAAACUUGGGACAAUGGGAUGCCUCACACCUUCCUUCCAUCUAGAAAGCCAUUGAAAGCAUCAGGGGAGAGCCAGUUCCUGCCCAGAUGGGGUUAUUGUCUCAGAGGCAUACACAUUUUGCCUCAUUUGACUAUAAAUUGGGUGCAGCAGGCAGAGAUGAGGAAUGCUUUAUUGCUAACCUGCAGAGGCCUCUUGCCAGACAGCUCCUUGGGACUGGCGUUCUAGUCUGCUGGAUGGCUUGGUUUCAGACACAUAAGGGAAUUUGUUAUCUUUUAUGAGAUUACCAAGAUGGCUUUUUCUUUAUCUGCAUUUGCUACAAACUAGAGAACAGAUUUUACAGGUUUUCCCUCAUUUCAGAAUUUCACAUGCAAAUAGUAAAGACACACACUUGGACCUUCAUACCUAAGAGUUUUAAAUGAUGGUUGUUCUUUUGAUAAGAAGCAUUUCUGUGAAAUGUAUUUGACCAGUUUCUGCUCAGAUUUCUUAUUUUGGUAAUUGUAACUUAUUUAAUUUUAAUAAAAACCUGAGAUUUGGAA
Molecule: messenger RNA, 2021 nt
Organism: Sceloporus undulatus (fence lizard)
Lineage: Eukaryota; Metazoa; Chordata; Lepidosauria; Squamata; Phrynosomatidae
Gene: RNF227
Product: ring finger protein 227
Exons: 2
Coding region: 38-679 (213 amino acids)
Biological process (GO): protein ubiquitination
Molecular function (GO): ubiquitin protein ligase activity
Source: RefSeq, a predicted model, not a curated record